Dicentrarchus labrax (European seabass) is the source of this 1019-nucleotide messenger RNA. It is a transcript of the gene phpt1, whose product is annotated as phosphohistidine phosphatase 1. The record is from RefSeq and is a predicted model, not a curated record. The transcript is spliced from 3 exons. The coding region runs from base 206 to 592 and encodes 128 amino acids. Gene Ontology annotation, biological process: peptidyl-histidine dephosphorylation. Gene Ontology annotation, cellular component: cytosol. Gene Ontology annotation, molecular function: protein histidine phosphatase activity. NCBI's taxonomy places the organism in Eukaryota, Metazoa, Chordata, Actinopteri, Moronidae.
UCUGUGUUGUUGCUGCAUGGCGGAAGAGUCGCGACGGUGGAUGAGCUGUUCUCUGUUGUAACGAGUGAAUGUUGUUUUAUUUAGGUUUACUAAACUAACAGCGGUCCGCUGAGCUGUCCAGCUGUCCAGCUGUCUGCGCAGACAGAAAAUACAAGCAGUCUGUGUGUUAGCUGGUUUGCUAGUGUGCUCGCUGAGGGGUUUGGAGAUGUGCACACAGACCAAGGCUGCGGCGCUGAUGGCCAACAUACCGCGGGCAGACAUCGACCCGUCCGGCGUGUUCAAGUACGUCCUCAUCCGAGUUCACAGCAGAGAGGAGGGAGACGACUCGGAGGUGGACAUAGUCCGAGGGUACGGCUGGGCUGAGUACCACGCUGAUAUCUAUGACAAGGUUUCUGAGGAGCUGGAGAAGGGCGGCCACCUGGACUGUGAGUGUAUCGGAGGAGGGAGGAUCAAACAUGAUGCACAGGCCAAGAAGAUCCACGUCUAUGGAUACUCCAUGGGAUUUGGAAGAGCAAACCACGCAGUAACUACUGAGAAACUGAAGGCUCGGUAUCCGGACUAUGAGGUGACCUGGGACAAUGAAGGAUAUUGACCUGAAUCAAGACCAGCCUCUGUUGAACACUCUUGUGGACUGAGUUAGCACUUACCUGUAACCCCUCAUGAGAGCACAGAGCCUGUAGUUAAACACACAGCCUAAUAAGGAGCCUUUUGAUACCACAUUAAUAAACUAAGACUAACAUAGAGACAAGUGUGUUUCGGAAACAAGCCUUUUUUGGGGGGUUACUCACUAUGUGGCAAUUUGAGUAAAGAAAUAGCAGACCGUCAAAAUAAAUAAAUAGACAAGAUAACUGGUCGUGACAGUUUUGCAGAGUGACCGUGACUGUCACUCACUGACUUGUUUUAGAGUCACAUAGCCUAAAUUUGACCUAAGUGAAUCACUAAGAUAUACUGGAACGUGAACCCUCAAUGCUUUGUCAUGAUGUAUGUUUCAUAAAUAUUACCAGAAAUCUGCUUUUAAA